AAGGCGCAUGCGCGCGAUCGUCUCUUGUUUUUAACUGUGGCUCAUAGAUCUUUAUAUGGCAGUGGCUCCAUGGCUAUGUGAAAAAUACACCUCGGAUCGCAGCAAUGGAUGCCAAGGACGAACUUCUAGAAACAGCAGGGUUAUAAAAUCAUCACUAGACUUCAUCAAAACGCAGCUAUGCACGCUGGCGAUAUCGCUGACGCUGUUCAACUUCGUGCGUCUUCCCCGCGAAGCGUUCAAACAUGGGACUCUUCCGUACCUGGUGGCGUACUCGGCGUGGCUGGUGCUGGUCGCGCUGCCGGCCAGCCUACUACAGUUGGCCGUCGGCCAGCUCAGCCAACAGGACCCGGUCGGGGUGUGGAGGGCAGUUCCUAUAUUGAGAGGUGUGGGUCACCUGAAAGUGAUAACGUCAUACAUUUGCUGUGUGUACACCAUGAUGUACGUAGCUCUAUCAGCAGCAUACCUGAUCUGGAUAGGGAAAGGAUCUUUCCCUUUGAAGGAUUGUACAAAGCUGCAAAUAACGCCACACGGCUAUGAAAACAAAAUGAAUGCGUCCGAAUGUUUCAAUUCAACAUUUUUGGCGCCAUUUACAAUGUACCCGCAGUACUUCGGGAUAAUGGCCAUAAUUAUAUUUAUUUUAUGGUUCUUCGUGCCCAUUUUAUUAUAUCGUCUACGAAAAUCACUAAAAGUAACACUUAGUAUCCUCGGACCCAUCACACUGGUGAUUGCUAUAGUGCUUUGCACAUUUUUGUCCAACGGUAAUGUACUUUUUUCUAUGCUCGAAAAUUGCGAGCAAUGGAACGUGUUAGCUGAGCCUUUUAUUUGGCAAAGUGCGAUGGUACAAGCCUUAUUAUCGACGCAAGUUGCUGGAGGAUACUUAAUAAGCGCUGGUGGGACGGUGUACAGACAUUCUGAUGUCCGAUGGACGGCCAUUAUAAUAAUUAUAAUUAAUUUAAUAACAGGAUGGCUUUGGGUAUUUUUGUGGGAGUCAAUUGGUGGAGAAAGCACAAAAGAUACAAGCUUCGUAUCAAUUUUAGUAGUAAUAUAUCAGUCUUCAGCGACAGAAAACAGGAGUAAGGAGUGGCCGUUAUUGGCGUUUGGGAUUGUGGUAUUGUCUGGCAUAAUCACUGUGUUGCUGCUCCUCUUUACGGUAUUCAGCAAGCUCAGUCGCUCGUUCAACGACCACUGGCGACUAGUGGCAACUGCGUCGUCAGCUGUAGGCACCACGUUAACCAUCGGCGUUCUCCUGAAGGGUCUCAAAGUAGCCACGGUUUUAGACGAACUGGUAGUACCCGUACUUGCAGCGUUUACUACUGCCGUGGAAAUCGUUGGAUUUGUGUUUAUUUAUAGUUGGCAUUACCUAAGAUUAGAUAUAGAAUUCUUGACUGGCACGAAACUACCUUUGAUCUGGAUAGUGGCGUGGGCGUUGGCACCAAUCCUCCUUGUCGGCGUCUCCGGGUGGUGGCUGAAAGUCCUGCUGCAUACCACCUGGAACCAAAACAUGUCGCUGUGGCCAAUGAGCGGGGUUUUCGUUGGCAUACUGGUGGUUCUCGUCGUCAUGGCGGCGAUAGCUGUGGCUCAAGAGGAACAAUUUAACUUAGUUUCGAAAAUUGCAUCUUCCUUCAGAUCAUCUAGACUUUGGGGUCCAGAAGAACUCAUGGCUCGUUACGUGUGGAUGUCACAACGAAUCAACACCGAACAAGAUUCUGACACGACCUUCCCCCAAACCGUCCAAAAGACGAAUGCAAUAUUCACUGAAGAUUGGAUCACACCAAUACCUUCUUACCCAAUAGCUCCCAGUCUUACAAACGGAUAUUUAUGCAAAGAAGAAGCGCUUACCGAAGACAACGGAGUUAUUUAUGCUAAUCAUGCAAUGACAAAAUCCAAAAAGAAGAAAAAGGCAAAAGAAAAAUUCAGAUCUCCAAAUAUUUGUAUAGCUAAAACUGAACUAGGUGGUUCCCUAGCUUGCAAUUGCAAUAGACAUUUUACUCUUAACGUACCGGAUUUAAGAAAAACAGAAGUUACAACAUCUCUUUAGAAAAAUACGCCAAACUUUCAAGUUCAAAUCGUACAACGAAGGUCUUACCUAGUCGUUAUUUGUGGUUAUAUUUAUAAGAAUAAGUAUUUUAAACUCCUAGUAUUAAGUGGUCAAGCGUAAAUAAGAUAUAAAAUAUAAUAUUUAAUAAUUAAUGUAAUAUGGGUCAAAACAGUGACAUGAUAAACACAAGUAAAUUUAAUUAUAAACACUAAUCGUAGUUUUUACUAUAUUUUCCUAUGUAAAAUAUUCAUUUUAUUAUUCUUACAAAUGCACUGAGAGUAUAGACUAUAAACUAUUUAAAUUAUGUCUAGAUUUCCGGAGGCCUUUACCCAGCAUUGGGACACAAUAGGCCCAUAAUAAAUAAAUAAAUAAUCAAGAAUUUAUUUCUGUACCUUUUUAUGUAUGAAAUCAAAAGUUGCUUGCCUAGUUAUACUUUUCAUUAUUCGAUUAAAUAGAAAUACACAAGAUCUAAUUGAAGACUAAAGUGAUCAUAUGAAUAAAUAAAUAAUGUAAAACUAUUGUUGGGAAACCUUACACAGGUCAACCUAGCCCCAAAGUCCCCAAACUCACCAUAGCUUGUACGAAUACUAAAUAUGGGUUCUAGGCGACGAUAUAAAUUCAUGCUACAAGUAAUAUACAUAGAAAAUAUCCACGACUCAGGAGUUUU
Leguminivora glycinivorella is the source of this 2705-nucleotide messenger RNA. Its product is annotated as sodium- and chloride-dependent glycine transporter 2-like. Gene Ontology annotation, biological process: sodium ion transmembrane transport. The transcript has 10 exons. Gene Ontology annotation, cellular component: membrane. Bases 56 to 2038 code for a protein of 660 amino acids. The record is from RefSeq and is a predicted model, not a curated record. NCBI's taxonomy places the organism in Eukaryota, Metazoa, Arthropoda, Insecta, Lepidoptera, Tortricidae.